Molecule: messenger RNA, 429 nt
Organism: Sporothrix brasiliensis 5110
Lineage: Eukaryota; Fungi; Ascomycota; Sordariomycetes; Ophiostomatales; Ophiostomataceae
Product: DNA-directed RNA polymerase II subunit RPB4
Exons: 2
Coding region: 1-429 (142 amino acids)
Biological process (GO): nuclear-transcribed mRNA catabolic process, deadenylation-dependent decay; positive regulation of translational initiation; mRNA export from nucleus in response to heat stress
Cellular component (GO): RNA polymerase II, core complex; P-body
Molecular function (GO): translation initiation factor binding; nucleotide binding
Source: RefSeq, a predicted model, not a curated record
AUGCCCCAGGCACCGACAUCGCGGCCCAAGCCGCCUCCGCCGGGCGAGGAGGAGGCCGGCACGGAGCUGAAGCUAGGCGAGUUCGAGGGCGUCGAGACCCUGUCGCUGUCCGAGGCAUGGCUCGUCAUCAAUGCCCUCAUGGCCAAGCGCCGCAACGACCGCAAGAACGUCAACGAGACAGAGGUCCUCACGAAAACAGUAGACUACCUCGACGCGUUUGCGCGGUUCAAGCGCAAGGAAAAUGUCGAGGCAGUGGAGCGGCUGCUGGCGUCACACACGGAGCUGACCAAGUUUGAGCGGGCAGCGCUGGGGUCGCUGUGCCCAGACGGCGUGGAGGAGGCGAAAACGCUGAUCCCGUCGCUGGCCAACAAGAUUACGGACGACGACCUGUUGGAGCUGCUGGAGGAGAUGGGCAAGCUGCAGGGUUGA